This is a messenger RNA of Durusdinium trenchii, 1797 nucleotides long. NCBI's taxonomy places the organism in Eukaryota, Dinophyceae, Suessiales, Symbiodiniaceae. The record is from the annotation of a GenBank genome assembly.
AGUGCUCCAAAGCUACGAGGUGGGCUGCUUGUGAUGGCACGCCGAAGUGACGGAAUAGAUGAGUUUCGCUUUCCGUGGGAACCACUGAAGGUUUCGGAGGUUCACUUGCACACGCGCCUAUGCCGUGAUGUGGAGGAAGAGAUCCUCGUACCUGGUAGACCAAGCACUCUGAAACUCUCUGAGUACUUGGAGUCUGGACCUCAUGUUCCUUCAGGCCCGCCACCAGGUCUUGAUCUUCCUCUCACCCUGCUGGAGAGGCGAAGUGGGCCUCAGAUUCCACAGGUGCGGGAGCCGACCAAGCGCAUGAAACGCAUGGCCUUCACCAGCUUCCUCCGCACACCCAACGGCGCAGAGGAGACCUGUUUGAAGCUCGAUUCGGCCAUGCUCGAUUCGAGCUAUGUGGCAGAAUUGGUGGCGGCGGUUCUGCCCGACUUGCCUAGCUUGGCAUGUGAUCCACAAGGAAUCCAAGUUCUAUCGAAGCUUCUCUCUGUCUCAAGCCGCGAGAGUUUGUGCAAGCUGGCGCGGCGCUUGCAGGGUUCGAUUCUAAAACUUACUAAGGACAAGCAUGGCUGCUGGUUCAUGCAGCAGGCGCUGCACUUCGUUCCUUGCGAGCUCCAGGAAUUGAUCCAAGAGGAACUGAAAGGCAAAAUUUUGGCUUGCAGUCAGCACCUUCAUGGGAACUUUGUCUUGCAGAAAUGUGUCGAGCUGCUUCCGGGCACCAUCUCUUUCAUCAUCAAAGAGCUCAAGAAUCAUGUCAUGGAGGCAGCCAUGCAUGUGUAUUCCUGUCGGGUGCUGCAACGCAUCAUCGAGCGCAACGACAAACGCUUGUUUGGCCGCCCCGACAUGAUCGGAGUUUUGGAGACCUUGUUGCGAUUGGAGAACCUGCAAAAGUUGGUGAUCGAACCCUAUGGAAACAAUGUCAUACGGGCCGUCCUAGCUUGCGGGACCAGUCUGCAUGUGCAAAAGAUCAUGAAAGUUUUUGCUUGUGGAGAGGCUGGCUUAUUGGCCUUGGCCCGGAAUCGGCAUGGCAGCCUUGUCCUUGAGAAAUUGUUGGAAACCUUGAACGGAGAACUUCGAAACGAGCUCCAAGCGGAACGCGAAGCUCUCAUGUGUGCCAUUCUUGGUGGCACAGAGUCUUCGCUCUUCGUGCAGAUUGCAUUAGACAGGUUUGGUAACUACAUUGCGCAGAGGACCAUCGAGGUGUCCGAGGGUCAAGAGCAGCAGAGAGUUCAAGAACUUCUUAAAAGUCUUGGUCCAAAGCUGCGGCGUGCGGCGAAUGGAAGGCACAUUUUGCAAGCAGCCCGGAAGAGAUUUGGCUCAACACUCAGUGUUACCGACCUGGGAUCAUGAUGAAUCAUGAGAGUCUCCCUCUAAGAGGGGCCUUCACGCACCUGACGUGAGGCAAGCUAGAAAGACUUAGAAAGCUGCAUUGGAGCUGACGGUUGCUUCAGCCGCUUCGCUGGAAGCGAACUCGUGCUGCAAGGUGCAUAGAUGUACAGCUGAAUUUGGGAAAACCCCGUGACAGCCCACUGCAGGGGCACAGAAAUACCACGUGUGAAGGUCUUGAAGGUCUCUGUAGAUGAGCUUGCAGGGCUUUCAAAGAGGCUCUUUGUGUAGCCGCCUCACGAAAGAGCCUUCCUGCAUCCCCAAGUCUUCGCCAAAACGCGGAGCUGCUAAUCCGAUUUUUUUAGGUGAGGUUCAUCACCAAACUUGACUCACCCAAAGAGAUGUUUAUUUGGAUGUGUCUUCGAAUUGGGGGACCCGCCCAACGGUCGUCGGAACAUCUCUAGGUCGCUU